AUGGUCGGAGAAUCAUCCAAUAUCCGCCGAAAAAAGUUCGGCAACGUUUUGCGGACCGACCCAGAUGAAGAAGAAUUAUCGUUUCGUAUCAGUAACACCUCUGAAGCCAACUCUUCUAAUCACGAUCAAGCUCCGACCAUGAACACAGACAAUAAUUCUCCUUACAAUAACGAGCCUCCAUGGGACCAAUCGUCUCCUUUUUCAGCACCUUCAUGGGAUCAGACGGCGUCGUCUCCGAUUCAACAGCCCUCUUGGGACCAACUAUCGCCAUUAGCAAAGUCUCCAUGGUCCUGUCACGUUGCACCGCCCAAUGAGAACUAUUCUUACACCGGUCUUAUGGGCUCACUUGUCCGUGAAGAAGGCCAUAUAUAUUCAUUAGCAGCCUCCGGGGACUUGUUAUACACCGGAUCGGAUAGCAAAAACAUCAGGGUCUGGAAGAACCAGAAAGAAUUUUCAGGGUUCAAAUCGAACAGUGGUCUGGUUAAAGCGAUUGUUAUCGCCGGCGAAAAAAUUUUCACCGGUCAUCAAGAUGGUAAAAUCCGUGUAUGGAAGGUCUCUGCGAGGAAUCCAAGCGUUCACAAGCGAAUUGGAACUUUACCAACAUUGAAAGCUUAUAUAAAAAGUUCAUUCAAUCCGAGCAAUUAUGUUGAAGUGAGAAGGAACCAGAAUGCUGUCUGGAUCAAACACUUCGACGCCAUUUCUUGUCUUAGCUUGAACGAGGACCAAACCCUUUUGUACUCAGCUUCUUGGGACAAGACCAUUAAGGUUUGGAGGGUAUCAAACUCAAAAUGCUUGGAAUCCAUUAAUGUCCAUGACGAUGCUGUAAAUUCAGUCGUUGCAGGCUUUGAUGGGUUAGUCUUCACCGGCUCAGCCGAUGGAACCGUUAAAGUAUGGCGGAGAGAGUUACAAGGUAAAGGAACAAAACACUUCUUUUCACAGACAUUAUUGAAGCAAGAAUGUGCAGUCACGGCUUUAGCGGUUAACACGUCGGCGACGGUACUGUACUGCGGCUCAUCGGACGGGCUUGUGAACUUCUGGGAACGAGAGAAGCUUCUCUCUCAUGGCGGAGUUCUGAGAGGCCAUAAACUUGCGGUUUUGUGCUUAGCUGCAGCUGGGAAUUUGGUGUUUAGUGGGUCGGCUGAUACGAAUAUAUGCGUGUGGAAGAAAGAAGAGAGUGAUCAUACGUGUUUGUCUGUACUUGGUGGUCAUACCGGGCCGGUGAAGUGCUUGGCCGUGGAAGAAGAUCAAGAGUCGAUCCCCGAUGAUCGCCGGUGGGUUAUUUACAGUGGAAGCUUGGACAAGUCGGUGAAGAUUUGGACGGUGUCAUCGAAAUUGACCACAAUGCAAAUGCAGGAGAACCAUGCAGAAAGUUUCAACACGCCGCAGACAUUCCCGUCCGUUCAUAGCUUGUCUUCUCAAGGUAGUAAAACGAGCCAAAGGAAAAAGUAUUAG
Molecule: messenger RNA, 1452 nt
Organism: Ilex paraguariensis (yerba mate)
Lineage: Eukaryota; Viridiplantae; Streptophyta; Magnoliopsida; Aquifoliales; Aquifoliaceae
Source: the annotation of a GenBank genome assembly